GGCCUCCGCUGCCUCCACUCUCCUCAUACCUCCACUCUCCUCUCCUCAUAUUUUCUCAUCAUCGAUCUCUCGAUUUAAGAUUUCUGUGAUUUCUUCAUUGCCGUUUCCUUCAUAUUUUGCUCUGAAUUCCCUAGCCUUGAGCUAGUAUCGCUUCUCUAGUAGCAGAUCAUUUGUUGCCGGUAGCCCCUCUGCUCGCAAAUCGUGGAGUGAUUAGUCACCUUUCGGUGGAUUCUUUGCGCAUAACAAUGGCACUCUCAUCAUUCUUCAACCGCCGGAAUGACUUGUGGAGCAUGCCCGACCCAAUGGAUAUCAUUGUGACUAUCUUCGACGAUUCUCCCGCCAGGUCGAUUGCAAGGGAUGCCCAUGCCAUGGCGAGAACCAAUGUGGAUUGGAAGGAGACCCCGACGGAGCACGUGUUCAAGGCUGAUUUGCCUGGGUUGAAGAAGGAGGAGGUCGUGGUGCAGGUCGAGGACCAUAGAACCUUGAGCAUUAGCGGGCAGCGCAAGAAGGAGGAAGUUCACAAGACAGAUACUUGGCAUCGCGUGGAGCGUAGCAGCGGGAACUUCAUGAGGAAGUUCCGGUUGCCUGAGAAUACAAAUUUGGAUCACAUCACGGCUGAAGUGGAGAAUGGAGUGCUGACGAUUGUUGUUCCCAAAGUGGAGAAGAAGAAACCUCAAACGCGCAGCAUUGAGAUUGGUGGUCACGAUGAGCAAUCGGAGCAACAGGCAGUAACUCAUCAUGAUGAAAAGGCCCCCUCUGGAGUUGCUGUACCGAUGGAGACCACCGAUGCUACCCCAGAUUCUAAAAGCACCUCAUCAACUGAAGAGAAAUGAAGUCGUUUAAAGGGGAUUGUGAGAAAUCCAGCGUUUAGCAGUGGUUUGAAGCGUGGCAUAUGUGCAUUGAGAAUCAAUAAUUAGCAGCUGUGUACCCUGAGCAUAGUGAAGAAUCCGCACUAUACCCCCAAGAAUGCGCACGGUGAAACGAGAAGUCAUGAGGUUUUGUUUAGUGAUAAGCGCAGUAGUCAUUAGUUUGUGUGCAUGUGAAUGUGAAUAAAUGCUCGAGCAUGUAAAUAUAAUGAGCUCAUAGCGACAGUAUUUUUAUUUACUAAUAGCCUACCAAGAUCUUCAAAUUUACAUGGCUGUGAUGUAACUUUGUUCAUAAUUAAAUCCCGUGAACGCAGCGUAAGUA
Physcomitrium patens is the source of this 1188-nucleotide messenger RNA. Its product is annotated as 18.1 kDa class I heat shock protein. The record is from RefSeq and is a predicted model, not a curated record. Lineage: Eukaryota; Viridiplantae; Streptophyta; Bryopsida; Funariales; Funariaceae.